Messenger RNA from Cuscuta campestris, 885 nucleotides. NCBI's taxonomy places the organism in Eukaryota, Viridiplantae, Streptophyta, Magnoliopsida, Solanales, Convolvulaceae. The record is from the annotation of a GenBank genome assembly.
CAACUGUCCGCUACUGUGAACGUGAUGGGACCGCGCACUGCAGUUGCAAAAACUACGAACGCAUUGGCUUGCUAUGCAGGCACAUCUUUGUUGUUUUCAAAAACUUGAAAAUAGAAAAGAUCCCUGACCUGUAUGUUACCAAUCGCUGGUGCAAAUUCCACUUGCUCAAACCAAUAUUGUUCGAUAUCGGUGGCUCAGAAAUGGACAAGGUAUCAUUUACGGAUCAAAAUAAGACUCUUGUUUCUCGAUUGAUGUCAGACAUCCACUUUUGUAUUGCCUUGGUGGAACAUAACCCUGAUCUGCUACUUGCCUUUUCCAACACUAUAAAUCAGCACAAGGAGGCGCUAAUCGACAAACUUCAAGAUGGCAAACUGUCUUCUGUCACAUCCUCGGUGUUUGAAAACUUUUGUGGCACUUCUGCACCUUCAGAAGUUCGUGUAUUACCCCCUGUCCAAGUAAGUACGAAGGGUAGCGGUAAGCGUAUCAAAGGAGGAAAGGAAGUUCGCAUUGAAGAAUCAAAGAAAACCAAACGCUUGUGUCGGACAUGCAAAGAAUAUGGUUUCCACGACAGCAGGAACUGUCCUAUGAACCAUGAGAAGUGAUAAGUCUGUUUUCAUGUUCCACUUUUAUUGUUUAUUAAAUUUUCAAUUAUUUAUAUUCCAUCUAUAUGUCUCUGUUUUUUUACCAACUCUUGUAUUCCUGAAUAGAAAAAAACAAUUCCAAUGCUCGAAUUGCUCAUUUUCAACACCAAUUCUUCCCCCCCCCCAUUCUCACAGUCAGUAACUCUCACCUCCCAUUAUAACAUGCUUUCUACUCAAUGUAUCACCUUCUUCUCUCCCUGUAGCAUUUCAUUUUUUUAAUACUGCAUAAAUCAGUUGUGUCAAA